Molecule: messenger RNA, 1118 nt
Organism: Dromiciops gliroides (monito del monte)
Lineage: Eukaryota; Metazoa; Chordata; Mammalia; Microbiotheria; Microbiotheriidae
Product: interferon alpha-14-like
Exons: 1
Coding region: 383-934 (183 amino acids)
Biological process (GO): B cell proliferation; cytokine-mediated signaling pathway; response to exogenous dsRNA
Cellular component (GO): extracellular region
Molecular function (GO): cytokine activity; type I interferon receptor binding
Source: RefSeq, a predicted model, not a curated record
GGCUAUUAAAGUCCUUUCAUGAUAUCUUCUCAAACCAAUGUAGAAAAUAUGUAAAGAAAGCAGAAAUUUAAAGGAAAUACUUUGGCAAGACAUGUAGGGUCAGUUAUCUCAGAAAGAUUUCAGAGAGAUUUUAGAGAUAUAGGAGGCCUCAAGGGCAAGAAGCUGAGUCUUUAUCAAGAGGCCAAGAAGCUGAAUCUUUACAUUACUGUCCCGUAGGGUGUUGCCACAAGACCAGGUGUUUCUUAGCUCCAGGACCCUCUGCUACAUGGGCUGUCAUGUGACUGAGUCCCUCUGAAAUAUUUAAGGGGAGGCUAGAGAUCUAGGAGUCCUAGAGGCCAGAAGCUCAAUCUUCACCAAGAGGCAAAGAAGCUGAGUCUUUACCAUGAUGUCCUGUAGGGUGCUGCCACUUGCCCUGGUGCUGCUCUGCUCCAGCAUUCUCUGCUCCCUGGGCUGUAACCUGAAUCAGGGCCUACAGGAAGAAUUCUUCCUUCUAAACCACAUGAGCAUGACUUCCCUCCGGCCAUGUCUGAAGGACAGGACCAAAUUCAACUUCCCAAAGGAAGCCAUAGAGGGCAGCCAGCUCCAGAGGAAAAAUGCCAUAGUCACUGUGCAUGAGAUGCUCCAGCAGACCUUGACUCUCUUCUGCCUCAAUACUCCUCCUGCUGCUUGGAAUCAGACCCAGCUCACACUACUGCUCCUUCGAGUGGAUCAACAAAUGGAACAUCUGGAAAGGUGUCUUGGCCAGAAUGUGGGUUGGCAACAGCCUUCCUUGAGAAGUGAAAACAUCCAGCUGGCCCUGAAGAGCUACUUCCAAGGGAUAAGCCAGUACCUGCAGGCCAAAAGAUACAGCCUUUGUGCCUGGGAGAUUGUGCGGAUAGAGAUCAGAAGGCUAUUUCUCUUCAUGAAGAAACUCAUAAGAAAGCUCAGAAACUAAAGAAGAAGAAAAGAUGCUCAAAACACAUCAGAAUUCAUUGAUUCAUUUCCUAUAGGCUAACACAAAGCAGUCCAUCAUUGGAAAAGACAUUUCUCCAAAAGAACUGAAAUACACCUGAAUGGACUGAAUGAUUUUAAAUCAGUGACUUUGCAUUCAUAUACUGAAAGAAGAGAAUCCAGAUAAU